Molecule: messenger RNA, 2458 nt
Organism: Entelurus aequoreus (snake pipefish)
Lineage: Eukaryota; Metazoa; Chordata; Actinopteri; Syngnathiformes; Syngnathidae
Gene: hs6st2
Product: heparan sulfate 6-O-sulfotransferase 2
Exons: 2
Coding region: 382-1743 (453 amino acids)
Cellular component (GO): membrane
Molecular function (GO): heparan sulfate 6-sulfotransferase activity
Source: RefSeq, a predicted model, not a curated record
AAGAGUCGGUUGGCGGUGACGUCAUGUCAACGCCGCCAUCACGCAAAGGCUUCUGGGUAGAGAGGUCAAGAGUCGGUCGGCGGUGGCUGCGGAAGAACGCUUCGACUCGACAACAAAGACUGUUGCCUUACCUAAAAAAACAACAACCAAAUACUAUAACAUUUGCGGCGAUUUCGGGGCUUCAUAUCUCUUAUUUCAGCACAACACGGCGGGAAUUACGCCAGCAUGUGUUUUGUUCAUCAAGACUUGCUGUUAGCAUGCUAACUAGCUAGUUAGCAUGCUAACUAGCUAGUUAGCAUGCUAACUAGCUAGCAUGCUUGUUAUUGUUUUGCUGUAGUGGACGUCCCUCCCCGUGAUGUUAUCUUGCUUCUACCGGGAAAAAUGGAUGAGAAGUCCGGCAGCCACCACCGGCUCCUGGUGGUCGUGCUCAUGGCGCUGAUCUUCGGCGUCAUCACGAUCCAGUACGCGUGUCCGAGUCGCUCCGAGUGCCAGGUGCUCCACCGGCUGGGCUCCUGGCUCAACCUGGCCGUCGGCCCCUCCGGUGUCCGAGAGCAAAGAGAUCCGUACACGGCGGAAGACGGCGCCUUGGUCCGCUUCAUCCCCCGCUUCAACUUCACCGGGGCCGAGUUGAGCCGCGCCGUGGACUUUAACAUCAAGGGCGAUGACGUCAUCGUCUUCCUGCACAUCCAGAAGACGGGCGGCACCACGUUUGGCCGACACCUGGUGAAGAACAUCCAGCUGGAGAGGCCCUGCGAGUGCCACGCUGGCCAGAAGAAGUGCACCUGCUACCGCCCGGGGAAGAGGGAGACGUGGCUCUUCUCGCGGUUCUCCACCGGCUGGAGCUGCGGCCUUCAUGCCGACUGGACCGAGUUGACCCGCUGCGUCCCGUCACGCAUGGACUCCAGGGAGGCUCCGAAGACCAUGCUGAGUAGGAACUACUACUACAUCACCAUCCUGAGGGAUCCGGUGUCACGCUACCUGAGUGAGUGGCGUCACGUCCAACGCGGUGCCACCUGGAAGGCCUCCCUACACGUGUGUGACGGGCGCUCCCCGACACUGUCGGAGCUCCCCAGCUGCUACCCUGGAGACGACUGGUCAGGCUGCACGCUGCAGGAGUUCAUGGACUGCCCUUACAACCUGGCCGACAACCGGCAGACGCGCAUGCUGGCCGACCUGAGCCUGGUGGGCUGCUACAACGUGUCGGCCAUGAGCGAGGAGGAGCGCUGGGCGGUGCUCCUGGAGAGCGCCAAGCGUAACCUGCGCGGCAUGGCCUUCUACGGGCUGACCGAGUACCAACGUAAAACGCAGUACCUGUUUGAGCGCACCUUCAACCUGGAGUUCAUCGCGCCCUUCACCCAGCUCAACGGCACGCGGGCCUCCAGCGUGGACGUCCCGGCCGACACGCAGCGCGUCAUCCGCCGGCUGAACCGAUGGGACGUGGAGCUCUACGAGUACGCCCGCGACCUUUUCCUGCAGCGCUUCCAGUUUGCCAGGCAGCAGGAGCGAAGGCAGGCCAGGGAGCGGCGGCAGCAGGAGAGGAGGCGGCUGCGUGGAAGGCAGGGACGCCAGCAGAGGCCCACGGCGGCGCCCCCUGUGGUCGACAGCCACCUGCUGGUAACUGAGUCACUAGAAAAGUCUGAAGAAGACAGCGUGGAGUCUGACGGGCUCCUGCCGGACUGGUGGGAUGUGGAUGAGAAGGGCGUGAUGGAGGACUACAUGGACAAUGUGGAGCAGUGGAAAUGACCAAUUUGAAUAAUACUUCUUUUAAAGACGAGGCCUUACUUUUAGUUACUGUGAAGAAGAAAACAUCUUCACCAGUCAAUUUAUUUCUGUUAUUUAUAAUUGUAAAACACAGUGGUUAUACUACAGUUGUCAUCACUAAUCUUACUGUGAUUUUAUUAUACUGUGAUUUAUUCCACUUUUCUUUUAAUGUUGUAUUAAUUUAUAAUGUUGAUGUCCAAGAACCACGGUAUGCAAAUGAUGCUAUGUCUAGACUAGACUGAACAAUUUAGACAGAUUCCAUCCAUUUUCCCACACGUUCAUGUGAAAUAAUAGUGGGGAUAGAUGGAUGUUAAAUUGAACGUAUUGUAGUGCAUCUGAAGCAACUCAGGCAGAAAUCAUAGGAACAAAAAAAAAGAAGUUUUGCUUCCAAUCGUCUUAAAGUAACCCCAGAUAGUAACAAUCUUCAUAUGUUUGCCUCUCAGUUGUUAAGAUGGCCUGCAAGUGUUUUGCCAAUACAUUACUGUGUAACAUUUACUUAUGUUUUUAUUUUUAUGACGCACAACUUAUUACCUUUUUUUUAAUGUUCGAAAACAACAUUUUUCAAAAUGUCUGAAAUGCAUAUGUUUACAAAUGUAGCUAUUUUAUCACAGAAAAAGAAUACCUCAGUGGGUAGCAUAACUGAUGUUGUGGCAAAGUAACUGAAUGUUUCCAUGGAUCUUUUUUAUAUAUAUAUAUA